Lolium perenne is the source of this 1598-nucleotide messenger RNA. RefSeq lists its product as uncharacterized. Lineage: Eukaryota; Viridiplantae; Streptophyta; Magnoliopsida; Poales; Poaceae. The record is from RefSeq and is a predicted model, not a curated record.
GGUGCGACUAAUUCCACUACACGGCCACGCACGGCGAUGUGUGAAGCCAAGUCUUCGCACCCUGCAAUGCUUCGAUUGCAUGGAUCCCUUUUAAUAGGCAUCGCCCAGCUAAUUCCUAACCAAUGGCCUUGACAGCUCCCGCGGCCUCUCCUAUUCCUACGAAGACGCCUGGGCCACCCCUUCACCGACGCCUCCGACCUCGCUAGGUAGCUCCGUCGCCAUUGCCGGCGCGCGCGCAGCAAUGACCUCCUCCUCCGCCGCCUCCUCCUCUCACCUCCAUAUUACCAUCACCAACCCCACCUCGGCCAUCACCACCGCUACCAACAGCAACAACAACAACAUCAAAUCGCACCACCACAACCAUCACCACUCCGGCGCUCGCUCGCAGUCGAGCAGCGUCUCCCCUCGCAGCGGCGGCGGCGGUGGCAGCGGCGGUGGGACGACCAACCAGGCGUGCGCGGCGUGCAAGUACCAGCGGCGCAAGUGCAACCCAGACUGCCCGCUCGCGCCCUACUUCCCCGCCGACCAGCAGAUCCGCUUCCUCCGCGCUCAUCGCCUGUUCGGCGUCAGCAACAUCCUCAAGACGCUGAAGCGCCUCAAGCCGGAGGAGCGCGACACCGCCAUGCAGACGCUCAUCUACCAGGCGGAGAUGCGAGCCGCGGAUCCCACUUCAGGCUGCUGCCGCAUCAUCGCCGAACUCGAGCACACCUUUAACCUCGAGUUUGCCGAACUGUCUGCCCUGCAACACCACCUCGAUCUCUGCCGCCAGGCCACCCCGUGCGUCGGGGCACUGCCGGCUGGUGGCGGCGGCGUCAUCGACGGCCCAUGCACCGACCUCGAGGUCACGUCCUCCAACCAGCAGCCGCUCCUCCUCGGCACCGAGCAAGAUCAGGACGUCGUCGACGCGCUCUACGUCGGACAAGAAGCUCACGAGGUGAUACGUAACGGCGCCGAUCACGACGACCUGAACAACAGCCCUAAACCGCAAGAUCACCACGGUGGACAACAGCAGCCACAGCAGCUGUACGACUAUUUCUACUACGAGACGACCGGAGCCGGCGAAGACGCCGGAAGCAAGCCCAGCGGCGUCGACAUUAACGUCGACAUCAUGGAGCAUUUCGAUUACGACUCCGACUGCGACGCUGAUGAUGAUCAUCACAAGGUGGAUCAAAUGCCGCCGUUGAUGUCAUCGGGCAUAGGUCAGCAGCUCGAGGAGCACUACCAGAUUGGCCAGAAGGAGUACGAGAUGAAGGUGGCGUCGCUCGUUGAUGUGUUCGACAUGCGGCAGGAGCUGCAGGCGGUGGACGUGAACGCGGAUAUCGACAUCAAGGAGGAGCUUCAGGAGGAGGAGAUCUCGAACAAGAAUAACAUCGGACUAGGUGAAGCAGCACACGUGGCUGAGUCGUCACAUUGCAGGCUAGGGUUAGGCUUUUAAUUUCUUCUGUCUGGUGCGCUAUCGCUACAUUCAUGCAUGCAUGUGCUUAUGUUUUGUUUAAGUUCUUUCUGAGAGUGAGAGAGCACGUAGAAAUUAUAAUACUAUAUUUUCUUUGUCAAUUGGUGGAAACCCCGUGACUAAUUAGCACAAGUUGGUUUAGUUA